Anopheles merus is the source of this 1496-nucleotide messenger RNA. RefSeq lists its product as uncharacterized. Gene Ontology annotation, molecular function: chitin binding. Gene Ontology annotation, cellular component: extracellular region. The transcript has 2 exons. Lineage: Eukaryota; Metazoa; Arthropoda; Insecta; Diptera; Culicidae. Bases 219 to 1070 code for a protein of 283 amino acids. The record is from RefSeq and is a predicted model, not a curated record.
ACAUGUUUUGCAAAUAGCAAAUUCAAUCUUAGCAACUACACACUGCGGUUAUAACCUUCUUUACAGAAUUAACAAACAGCGCUUCAACUGGCAAUUCGUGUAGAUAAGCGUUGUGAGCAUCUCCGCGAAAACAGGAUUAAGAAAUGUCAAUGAAAAGUAGCGUUGGUUGCAUUUUAUAAACUAGGUAUCAUUACCAACUACGUUCAGUCCAUUGCAAAAUGCUGUUUAGUACGGUAUUUAUCACCAUCGUGGUGCGUUUAUCACAAGCUGUCGAAUACCUGGAGCUUACAGACGAGUCUUUAAAUUCUACGGAUGAAGUGAGUCCAGGUAUAUUUGGCACUGGACAGGACCCCACUGAACUCGCCUAUCUGCAUCGUCAGCCAUCAAUUACCGGUGUGUGUGACGGUGUGAAACAACUAGUAUGUGAUUCUUGUAGCACUUUUCGCGUUUGCUUGGGAACCGUAAAUGGGCAAGAGCUGACGAUUGCUUGUCCCACUGAUCAGCCUUAUUGUAACUAUGGAGCGACAACGGACUAUUGCUCCACUAUUCCAAUUCCAAACAUUUGUACCGACGCAUCACAAAACGCAAUAUUUACAUGCCCUGCCAUUGGAACUUUUCCAGAUCCUACCAACUGUCGCAUCUACCACGGAUGUUCCAGUGUGGGGCAGACCUCGUCGAUCUAUACAUGCCCCACUGGAUACGUAUUUAAUGCCGUUUUGGAGCUGUGCGCCUUGGAGAAUGCGUUUUCUCGGUGUGUUACACUGCAAUGCUCGGGAAAUUUCGUUGGACAUGUACGAUAUGGCCAAUCUCAGCGAUUCUACGGCCUAUGCGAUGGCACUGGUCAGGCUCCAAUCAUCUAUAAGUGUCCGAUGCGAGCAAACUUUGCCUUCAUAGCGGAUUCCACAUUUGGCGAAUGUUCUUACUUGUGCCCGGCACAAGGAAACUAUCCCAACAGUAACGAUCCCGCAACAUACUUUCAAUGUUUUUGGGCAAAUCGACGACUGCGAUACAAUUUAGUGCAUUGCCCUGUUGGUUUAAUUUUUAACAGCCGAUUGCAAUAUUGCAUAUGAAAAUUUCAAAAAAAAAAUUAUUCUCAAAUCGUAUGACUACAAUCUUUCCAUGCUUUUAGACAUAACGUGAAGUGUGAAAAUGUUCGGUGUAUCAAAAACUUUCAGUUUUUCUAUGGAUUUCCCAUAAAAUAUCAUCGAAUGUCAUCGAUGUUGGCUUCAAGCUUCGCGACGCGACGCUAUUCGGUGGUGUGUUUUUGUACAAGGGUAAGAGAAGCUCGCAUUAAAACUAUAACCAAGAAAAACAUGAAACGAAAAAAUUAAAUAAUUUUUUUUGUAGAGAACUCAUAACUUGUAAUCAUGUUUUUGCGAGAGUAGGAGUAAGUCUAACAAUAGAUUGCCCAUCAGGAACGCACCGUACCCAAUAGUUAUUUAAACAAUCUUCAUAACAGGAUGUAUACUAUAAUAAAAUACAAUGUUAUACAAACA